Colletotrichum navitas is the source of this 966-nucleotide messenger RNA. RefSeq names its product P-loop containing nucleoside triphosphate hydrolase protein. Bases 1 to 966 code for a protein of 321 amino acids. The transcript has a single exon. Gene Ontology annotation, cellular component: membrane. The record is from RefSeq and is a predicted model, not a curated record. NCBI's taxonomy places the organism in Eukaryota, Fungi, Ascomycota, Sordariomycetes, Glomerellales, Glomerellaceae. Gene Ontology annotation, molecular function: ATP hydrolysis activity; ATP binding.
AUGUCACCAAGCAGCCUUCAGAAGGUGGCAAACCUUCUUCUUUUCUGUAUUGGCCAGGCGACCGCCUUGAUGGCGAUGAUGCCGCAAGUAUCAGCAUCGCAAGCCGCGGCGACUCGCGUGCUCUACUUCGCGACGCUCCCGGAGCCAAGCUCCCCGUCAAAGGGUGACCCCGGGCAGCCAGCAUCGUUAUUUCCCAUCACAAUGCGUAAUUUUGAUUUUGCCUAUCCUUCGCAGCCCUCGCGCCAAACCCUGCGUUGUGUCAACUUGGGCAUUGGCAACGGGAAGUGUGUGGCGAUAGUGGGACCAAGCGGGUGCGGCAAGAGUACCGUCAUGUCUCUUCUCAUGAGGUUGUAUGAACCCCAUCGGCUGCAUUCAACAGGCGGGAUGGAGUCGAGCCAGCUUACGUAUGGAGGUGUAGCGUUGGACCAGAUAUAUGGAGAGCAGUUCUACUCGCACAUCUCCUAUGUGCCACAGACGCCAUAUCUCUUCCCUGCGACGGUAGCAGAUAACAUUGCAUACGGACUGGCCGAAGCCUCACCAUUGCGCCAUAGGAGCAACGUGAGAAGGGCUGCGCGGGAGGCGGGGAUCCACAACCUCAUCGUCUCCUUUCCCCGGGGUUAUGACACCGUCAUCGACGACGGCGGCCAGGGCCUCUCUGGAGGGCAGUCACAGCGAGUCUGCAUAGCCAGGGCGCUGGCACGACGGCCGCGGCUCAUGAUCAUGGACGAGCCGACGAGCGCCCUGGAUAGCUUGUCAGCAGAAGGGAUUCGACAGACCAUCACUGGUAUCUUGGCAGGCGCGGAGGAUGGUGGGAUGAGCAUUGUGGUUGCAACCCAUAGCAGGGAAAUGAUGCAUAUAGCUCAACAUAUCAUCGUGAUGGAAGCCGGCCGUGUGGUAGAUGAGGGCACCUUCGAUGAGCUCCAGCUCCGCAGCCAGGUCUUUUCAACUCUCAUUCACCACUCAUGA